AUGGUGUCUGCGGCAGCAGCUUUCCAGUACUCCGUUCUUGGCAGUAUUCCGCUUACAAUGGAAGAAUAUAUGGCUGGAAUAUCCUGUCCAUUACUUGAUGUUGAGGAAAUGUUAUUGCAGCAACGUGGUUCUAGGGAGGCUCCUUUUUCUGGAAUGGAUAAAAGUGGUCGCGGUGUAUGCAUUCGGAACGAACAAGGGACAUGCACAAUGGGACCUGUUUGUCCUUUGAGGCACAUCAUUGGCGAUAAAGCAUCACUAUUUCAGGCUGUUGUUUGUAAGCAUUGGUUGCGCGGUUUAUGUAAAAAAGGAGAUCAGUGCGAAUUUUUGCAUGAGUAUGAUUUAAGCAAAAUGCCUGAAUGCUUUUUCUUCUCCAAAUACAUGGCUUGUAGUAAUCGUGAAUGUCCUUUUCGACACAUUGAUCCUGAAAGUAAGAUAAAGGACUGCCCAUGGUACGAUCGUGGAUUUUGUCGUCAUGGUCCGUUUUGCAAACAUCGGCAUCGCCGUCGCGUCCUAUGUCCCGCAUACUUAGCAGGCUUUUGUCCGGAGGGUAAAGAAUGCAAAUAUGCUCACCCAUCUUUCAAUAUUCCUCCUGUAGAUUCAACCCAAAUUUUACGAGCACGCGGGCAAUAUAAUAUUGGGAUAGUUUGUCAUAAUUGCCAUGAAAGAGGCCACAAGGCGACAUAUUGUCCUCAUCUACCCACUCAAACUCAGUUACCAUUAUUGGACUCAUCUAAGGUGACUACUCAGUUAUCUCAGGAAUUAGCUGCGCUUUCCGAAAAGAAAGCUCUUUCAGAUGUUACGUGUUAUAAGUGUGGAGAAAAAGGUCAUUACGCAAAUCGUUGUCACAAGGGAUUAUUGGCAUUCUUGUCCAACACGGCAUACCUUGCUCACGAACAGCGUGAACGAGAUGAGAAAGAAGCCAAGUAA
Messenger RNA from Thelazia callipaeda (thelaziosis nematode), 927 nucleotides. The record is from the annotation of a GenBank genome assembly. Lineage: Eukaryota; Metazoa; Nematoda; Chromadorea; Rhabditida; Thelaziidae.